GAUCAACAUUUGAUAUCUGAGAUCCCUAACAUCCUAUACGGUUUUGAUGUAGCAAAGGCAAUGGUUUCGACUCCGGUAUCAACGGCCUCGUCAUUCGACACUCAGAUGAUGCAAGAAGUGUUUGAUCAAGCAAUUGAGGAAACUUGUCGAAAUUUCGGCUUACUAUCUCCAUACAAGCAUGAGCUGCUUACUCGAGAAGAUGAUAUCAUGAAACUGCUUGAAAGUAAAGAGGACACAACGAUUAAGGGGGAUGAAGAUGGCGAAUGUUUGACAUACGAUGGAAUGAUUUGUAAAGAAAGAGCGAAGAAAUUUCCUCCCUCAUACUACCAUGUGGAGGAGAUGAACAAGGGUCCAGAAAUCUCCAGAACACUUGCCUAUGAGGACUCAGUUUCAGUGGACUUUGCUCCCCGUCUGGCGAGGAUUCCAUCACAAUACCAACUCGAGUCACUAACAGAAGUUUAUGUUUGCGAUUAUCCUUCACUGUUUUGCCAUAAUAGACCAUGUACAGAAGCGAUGGAUGUUGAGUCACUAUCGACAGCCUUUCCAACAAAUCACAUUGUAUCCGAAGCAACAGAACUUCAUCCAGUGUAUUCGGAAUAUGUGUCUGAGAUGUUGUACUAG
Molecule: messenger RNA, 621 nt
Organism: Strongylus vulgaris
Lineage: Eukaryota; Metazoa; Nematoda; Chromadorea; Rhabditida; Strongylidae
Source: the annotation of a GenBank genome assembly